Molecule: messenger RNA, 710 nt
Organism: Aspergillus sclerotioniger CBS 115572
Lineage: Eukaryota; Fungi; Ascomycota; Eurotiomycetes; Eurotiales; Aspergillaceae
Exons: 1
Coding region: 87-449 (120 amino acids)
Source: RefSeq, a predicted model, not a curated record
GUUUUCUAGAACGUCCCCAGGAUGGACAAGUUAGGGUUGUUCCGAGUCAGAAUGUAGGAAACUAUUCCUCGGACACGGGUCCAGAUAUGGUAGUAUGUGCGAUCGGCUUCGGGUUUUCUGUCUACCUAUACUACACCCUUCUGUACUGUUGUGUGUGCUUUACUCCGCAGUUGAUACGAUCUCAACAUACCGCACGCGGUUGGGGGUCUUCCACAGACCAUGAUCUACCCUGCACAUACCAUCACCUACUGACCCAAAACUUGGAUUUGGCCCCCCGCCAGAAUACGGAGUACAAAUCUUACAGUAAGUGUGUAUGGGUAUGUGCACUCUCUCAGACUUACAGUGCAGGGUUACACAGAAGCAAACAAACAGCAACUAGCCCCGAUGAUGGGUAUUGGGGUGCCCCGCGACGAGGCCAGAUGGAAUUGACCCAUCCCCGUGCGGACUAGCUGUACCCAGACUAACCUUCAGCUUAUCCACUUCUUUCCUUGCCAGUCGCUACGUUUUGCGAGGGUCCCGUCUUAGGCUGAGUUAUGCACCUGCUGUCUUCCCUUGGCGGGAUUCCUUUCCUACGUAAUGGGUCUGAAUUUGAAGGGGAGGAUCUGCAGUGCGGCUGCGUUCCGGAUUGAUGUCGUAGCUAUGGAGUAUACAUGGAGGAUAUACGAACAUGGAUAAUUUGAGGUGAGUCGAUUUUGACUGACUGACGGUAA